AGCCUGAUUCCAGGGUAUGGAACCUUCAACUUCACGGUCAGAAUUUCUUGGAGAGCCAGUUCUUUUUCACCCUUUCCAUGGGGAAAACAUCGAGUUACUCGAGCAUAGGCGGCGAGCACUCCGCCGUGUCAGCUUUGAAAAGGGUAUUGUGUUCUCGGAACGAGCUCUUCUAGAAGGCGAAUGUUUCUUUAUAUCCAUCGAAGGCGUGGAGGGAGGAUGGUCAGGACAUCUGAGGAUUGGGCUCACUACGUUGGACCCUGAGACGAGACCUACUCUGAGAAAUCUUGAGUCGCAUUCAUGGCUGUUCUCUGUUUCUCCAUUUAUCGUUCCGUUUCCAAAUCCAGUGACCACUAGGUCAUUGCCUACCGAGAAAGGUUCUCUAAUCGGUGUUUAUUACGAGAAAAGUGGUGGGACGCCUAGAAUCCACGUUGUGCUAAACGGCUUUGAUAUCUGCCCUAACUUUGGUACAGUUCCCGCCGAUCAACUAUUUUUCGCUGUAGUCGAUGUUUUCGGGAGUACAAAAGAGGUACGUGUUGUGUUUCCCGGACCUCGAGUGCCUGCACGUCUAUACACUCUGUGUUCGGAUCGAUUACGAUGUCUAUACAAUGAGAGGAAGUGUUCUUUGUCAAGGAAACACAUGACACUCCUUACUAUGGUUGGGAGGGGGUACGAUAGUCGCAAUCGUUAA
Cylicocyclus nassatus is the source of this 688-nucleotide messenger RNA. The record is from the annotation of a GenBank genome assembly. NCBI's taxonomy places the organism in Eukaryota, Metazoa, Nematoda, Chromadorea, Rhabditida, Strongylidae.